Molecule: messenger RNA, 5533 nt
Organism: Spea bombifrons (plains spadefoot toad)
Lineage: Eukaryota; Metazoa; Chordata; Amphibia; Anura; Pelobatidae
Gene: TUBGCP6
Product: tubulin gamma complex associated protein 6
Exons: 26
Coding region: 153-5414 (1753 amino acids)
Biological process (GO): spindle assembly; microtubule nucleation; mitotic cell cycle
Cellular component (GO): gamma-tubulin complex; centrosome; spindle pole
Molecular function (GO): gamma-tubulin binding; microtubule minus-end binding
Source: RefSeq, a predicted model, not a curated record
GGAAGCGGAAGUAGAUUAUUGACUGCGGCGUGAAAGCGAUGCUGAAGCUGUCAUCGUUAGAUGUGCAGGCGGGGAUGUUGCCAUUAACUAUGUCACAUGUUUGUGAAGAAGAAGAGUAACAUUUUUCUAAAGAGGUUAGUCUUCCAAGCAAGAUGAACAGCAUCACUCAGCUCUUUAAUGACUUAUGCGAGUCCCACAUUGCAGGAUUCCUAUGCAAUCAUGGAUUUGGCAGAAGAAAACAAAGCAAGAAUAAAGCCAAACGGAGUCUUAAGAAACUGGCGUAUGACACCCUUUUUGUCCAUUUGUUCCAAGAAGAAGUCCGACAACUACAACCAAAUUCCUCAAGGCUCCCUGUGAAAAACAAGAUGCUAAUGUUAUCUUUUAAUCUGAGAAUGUGUGGGAUGAGCUCGGAAGCAGAUCACUUAGAAGAGCUUGUAGAACAUCUUGAAAAGCUAAAUGGUGCACAAGUUGGAGAUGCCUAUUCUGUCCUUGAGCUCUUGAUAGACCUUGCAGGAACUGGGCCACCUCAGGUCCUUCCACCAAAACGUGACCUUUUUCAAAACAACAAGUAUGUGGGUAGAAAACCAUGCUACAGUGGCUAUGAUUAUUAUGAUGUUCGUGUAUUCGAAGCUGACCUUGGGACCUUUCUGGCACACCAGGAGUGUGAAAUAAGCAACACUGUACACAGGACGCUUCAGAUCAUGGAAGGUGCUCCUGGAGCUGGGCUGCCAGCCAUGGGUCUUUUUUCUCAGAACUACCCCAUCAGUGAUAGGUUUGAAAAAGAAACCCGUGUGUCACUUUUUGGAGCUCUCAUUCACAGUCGUACAAAUGACAUGGAUAUCAAGCUGGAUUUUCCACCUGUACCCGACAGCGCUGAUGUCUCUGGCCUGGCUAUUAAAGUGCCACAGAGUAUAGACCAGUCUGAAGAUGAAGGUUUCCAAUCGGCGUCGAACAUGACUCCAGAUUCUCAAUCUGAGCCGAGCAUGACCCCUGACAUCGACCUAUGGGAGGCAGUUCUCACAUAUGGACCCAGCAAACGUCGCUGCUGGGAAAGAAUAGGCUGCCCACCUGGUAAGAGAGAAGAUCCCUAUUUUACAGAGGCUGGACGAGAAGCUUUUGACAAACUGUAUAAACUUCAUGAGGGAGCGCUACAGAUCCUCAGCAAUACUGGUUUACAACCACCGCACCUUGUCAUGCUUAGAGAAUCGGAGCUUGUGAAUGAUGUUCUCAAUGCCCUCAUUGGUGUUGUAUCCACUACAUUUUCCUUUAAUCAGUCACUUCAGGCUUUUGUGGUCAAACAAGGAAUAUACAUGUCCGGAACAUCUCCUGACAACAUAAGCAAUCUCUUGGCUCAAAUUGGGGAAUAUGGAACCUUUUACAUCAGACUGAGUCAUUUCUCUUUACGGACUGUUUUGGACUCAUCGCAUAACAAAGGCAUUGUGUUUCAGGCUUUCACAAGUGGCCUUAGAAAAUACCUACAGUAUUAUCGGGCAUGCGUUUUAUCCACUCCUGCAACGUUAAGUUUGCUCACAAUCAGUUUCCUCUUCCGAAAACUAGGACGCCAGUUAAGGUACUUGGCCGAGCUGUGCUGUGUUGGGACACUUUGCGCUGGGGCAAACAGGGGAAACAACACAUUGUUUCCUACGGGAGUGAAAUUACUUUCAUAUUUAUACAAAGAGGCUCUUGAAAACAGCAGCAAUGAAAAUUACCCAGUCCUGUUGUCUUUGCUAAAAACUAGCUGUGAGCCAUACACAAGGUUUAUCUAUGAUUGGGUAUACAGUGGUGUCUUCAGGGAUGUUUGCGGAGAGUUUAUGAUUCGUGUAAAUGAAGACUUCCUUGGGUUUAGAGAUAGACGAUAUUGGACCCAUGGAUACAGUUUAAUUUCCAAAGACGUGGAAGACUGUGUUCCUGUGUUUUUGAAGCACCUUGCUAAUGAGAUCUAUGUUUGUGGGAAAACCAUAAACCUGUUGAAACUGUGCUGCCCCAAGCAUUACAUUUGCUGGUCUGAUAUCCCAGUACCAAGAAUAUGUAUAACAUUCUCCCUAGAAGAGCUGAAAGAGAUGGAAAAAGACUGUGCUGUUUAUGUGGCCCGAAUGGAACGAAUAGCGCGAUAUAGCUCCAUCAGCAGGGAGGAGAAAAAUUUACAAGCUGAAAUUGCCAAGCAUGAGUUAAUAAUCCAGGCUCGUGCGGCAACUGAGAAAAUCCUGGAAACGUUCAAAGAUCAGAAAUUGGCAGAAAGGGCGUACCUGGAUACAAAGAAGAGAGAGUUGUUUCAGAAGUUAAAAGAUCAAUAUGAGAAAGACCAAGAGAGGAGACUUGCGGUGAAACAAGAAGAGGCUGAUGAUGAUUUCAGCUACGCCCGAGAGCUGCGUGAUCGUGAGCAAAGGUUGAAGGCGUUAGAAGAAGAACUGGAGGCAAAAGCAAAGCAGGAGCUUAUUGAGCAUUACAGCAGGUUAUCUGAGGAGGCAACUCGGAAAGAACAGAAGGCGCUCUGGAAGCUCCAGCGUCAUAGGCUUGAAACUACUAGACUGAAUUUUUUCUCGGAAGAGGAAAAGCAACUGCAGGUGUUACUGGCACAAAAUCCAGUAGGAGCACCUGGAGAAAAAAUGGAUAAUUCACCACUUGUCAAGACCAAAGAAGACUGCCCAGAAAACACAAGUCCUCUUUGUGGUGUUCAGGUUGGAUUUGUUUUUAGAAAUAUGUAUUCUAGGUAUUUAUAUUUACAUUUAGGAUCUUCAGGUGCAAGACACAAGCAGUCUUCAGACUUGACCCCUAAUAAUGGAGAAAUUCUUAUUGGUGAAAAUAAGGAAAUAUUGACUUUACUUUCGCAACAAGAAAAUCUAUGCUUACCUUCAGAAUGUGCAAGUGGAGGGGGCAAUAUAGGUCCAUCAUUAGAUAGACAUUCAUUUGAGUCUAGUCUUUGCACCCCUGAUGUGGACAUUGCUGACUUUCUUCCUAGAUCACCUAAUGUGACACAGCAAGUUGAACUGAAUGUAGAGCAGUCCCUUGUUGAGGAUGCUUUAAAGUAUAUAGGUUCAGAGAUUACUAAUGCCACAGAGACACCAGAUAGCCAGCCUGUUUCACAAUCCGAGGUUCCAGAGACUAGAGAGUUAAGUUCCCUGUCUGAAAAUGUGUAUGAUUUUAAUACAGUCCUUAAUCCUGUGGCAUUUACACGGCUUUCACAAGAAAGUAUUAAAGUUGGGGAAGAUGUGUCUAACGUGCAACAUUCAAGGCCUCGUUGGCAUAUUCAUGGACAUGCAUCAGAUUCAGCUAUUAAAAUUGGAGACUAUGUUCCGGAUAUCAAAGUUUUCCAUCAUCAGGCUAGCGCAUAUGGCCAUUCCUCUGAUUCUCACAUGAAUAUUGGUGAGUAUGUGUCUGAUGUGGAUCCUGGCCAGCCUCAGUGUAAUAUUCAUGGCCAUGUCUCCUCAGGACAUAUUAAGGUAGGGCAGUAUGCCUCUGAUGUAGAAUCAAAGCUCCCCAGGAAGAAUAUUCAUGGGCAUGCAUCACAAGGAAACAUUAAGGUUGGGGAGAAUGUUUCAGAUGUGAAACCUUCAAGACCAAGAUGGAACAUCCAUGGGCACGCGUCAGACGCCAAUAUUAAAAUCGGAGAGAAUGUUUCUGAAGUUGAAAGUUUGCGGCCUCGAUGGAAUAUUCACGGACAUGCUUCACAGUCACAUAUACAAGUUGGAGAAUAUGUUUCCAAUGUUGAGCCAGGAAAACCCCGCCAUAGCGCCUUUGGUCAUGUGUCUCAUUCUAGUAUUGAAGAGGGAUACUCCUCAGACAUCCAUGUAAAAGGAGUGCAGAAAUCUGAAUUUGGUCAUUCAUCGGACUCUACAGUUCAAUAUUUAAUGUAUGGCAAAAAAUCGAACACCAACAAGAUAAUUGAAAAUAAAUCAAAAGGGGCUGAUGGAGCAGAAGAACAAACUUCAGAGCAUACAGAUUCAUCUGAUGCUGUAACUGUUUUGUCACCUAGCCCUGAAGAAGACGAGGCAGAAGAUAUAGCAGUUUCAAUGAUAGAAAAUCCAAAUGAGGGCCAAGUGCCUGUUUCUUCAAGCUCCCUCGCUGAUGGCCAGCAUGGUGCUUCUGCCUGCCAGGAAGGAGGGCCAAGCGUCAUUGAGUUAAAUUCAGGGCACCCACCCAGUGCGUGUAAUCCUGCAGAAGAGGACGCUUGUGCUGCCGAUGUCACAUGGGAGAAAGAACAAAAUUAUCUUAAGGCCUUGGCAGCCAAAUACUGCCUGGAAAAAUACCAAGACCGUUACGAAAUAAUGUCGGAGCCUCCAGUUUCACAUCCGCUGAGCCACAUUAUGCCCCGACAGUUCGCCUUCCCUAUGGAUCCUGACAUUCAUUCAGCUACAGAUGAAAGCGCCGUGCAGCUCAUUGAACUUCUGUCUUUGCCAGUGCUGAUGAAAUACUCUGUCACUGCUCCCAUGGUAUCCCAUGUGUCUCUUGUAAAUAAAGCCAUAGUGGAUUACUAUUUUGUGGAACUGAACAUGGAGAAGCAUUUUGAAGCAAUAAGACAUUUUCUACUGAUGGAAGAUGGCGAGUUUGCACAGUCUCUCAGUGACCUGUUAUUUGAAAAGCUUGGAUCGGGACAAACGCCAAGUGUGAUGCUCACUCCCUUGGUUCUUAAUUCCAUAUUGAACAAAGCUCUGCAAUAUAGCCUGCACGGGGACUCAAAUCUUGCAUCCAAUCUUUCUUUUGCACUCAAAUAUCUUCCAGAAAUGUUUAUACCAACAGCACCUGAUACUUUAAGUUGCUUGGAGUUAAAAUACAAGAUUGGUUGGCCUCUGAAUAUUGUCAUAACAGAAUCCUGUAUGAACAAGUACAAUAAGAUCUUCUCGUUUCUACUUCAGCUGAAGCACAUGGUGUGGACAUUAAGAGAUGUUUGGUUUCACUUGAAAAGGACUGCGUUGGUGAACAAGGCAUCUUCCUCUGUCCAGCAUCGGCAACUCCAGCUUUACCGGCAUGAGAUGCAGCAUUUUGUUAAAGUUAUCCAGGGAUAUAUCGCCAACCAGAUCCUGCAUGUUACCUGGUGUGAGUUUAGAAACAAACUGGGUACCGUUAGCAACUUGGAGGAAAUUUACAAGACACAUGCUGAUUACCUCAACAAGGCACUUUUUAGGGGACUAAUGACUGAAAAAGCGGCCCCACUAAUGAAUAUUAUUCACAGCAUUUUCAGUCUUAUUCUGAAGUUCCGCAUACAGCUAAUCUCACAGCCAUGGAACUGUGAUAAAGGGAAGCAGAUGGCUACUCACCCAAAUUUUGGCCUGAUGCAGCAGUCUUACAACACUUUCAAGUAUUACUCCGACUUCCUUUUUGAAGUGGUAACCAAACUUGUAAGUCGAGGCUAUCAGCCACAUCUGGAAGAUUUCCUUUUGAGAAUUAACUUCAACAACUACUACAAGGAGACCUGAACACCAUGGCUGCAUUGUAAACCUGUGUCCCACGCUUUAUUUUGUAAAUAAUUGUUUGUUAAUAAAAAGUGUAUACAAUUAUAGUAUGACCAAUAAAUUAUAAAGCUUUUUUGAAAUAA